This is a messenger RNA of Camelina sativa (false flax), 1201 nucleotides long. RefSeq names its product protein HEAT INTOLERANT 4-like. Gene Ontology annotation, biological process: regulation of cellular response to heat. NCBI's taxonomy places the organism in Eukaryota, Viridiplantae, Streptophyta, Magnoliopsida, Brassicales, Brassicaceae. The record is from RefSeq and is a predicted model, not a curated record.
ACAGAAAGAAUCUAACGGUGAUAAGUUAUCAGCGUGAAACUGAAGCUUCCCAUUUCUCUGUUUUAAAACCCCAAAUCUCCCUCUCAUCCCCUCUCAUCUCAUCUCUUCUCAUCUCUUCUCUUUGUUUACACAUACACCUCAUAAGAGUAGCAAACACAUCGCUCUCCUCUCCUCUCGCAUUAUCCGAAAACAUGAAAGAUUUGUGGAAAGCUGCAUUUCCAGUGGGAACUGAGGUGGAUCAGUUAGAUACAGUUUACGAUGGUUUCAAUUGGAAUUUCAAAACUCUUGAAGAAGCAUUUGAAGAAGGAGGAAUGCUCUAUGGGAAGACAGUCUAUGUUUUUGGAGGUGCAGAACUUCAGCUUGACGAAGAUGCACACAAGAUUAUCAAUGUCCCAACAGUUAUUGUUAUUGAAUCACCCGUUCCGCCUUCUGACAAGCUAGAUAUCGGAUCGAUUCAGCGUGGAAUGGAAAUAAUUCCAAUGAAGCAGAUGGGGAUGGAAUGGGUUCCUUACGUUCCUUCUGAAAAUAGAGAUGGACAAGUUGAUAGGAUGAACUCUCAAAUUUUCAGCAUGCGCUGUACUCUGACUAGAGAUGCUCUCAGAGAUAUGAAUGAAGAUGAUGCGAAGAAGUCCUCCUAUUGCCGUGCUUAUUUCUAUCAACCAUUUGAGGAAUCUGAAAUUGAACAUGAUGCUGUAGUCGAUAUAUUGUUUCCCUCUAAUCCGCCGGUUGUAUGUAUUUUUAACUGGGAGCUUCAAAAGCUUGAGGAAUUUGUUGAUGGACUGAUUCAAGAUGGAGAAUUAUCUGCAGAACAAAAGAAUGAAUUCAAAGAAUUUGUCACAGCGCGUGUUGGAGAAGCAAUGAAAGUUAAACGAGAGGCAAGAGAAGCUCGACUGAAAGCGAUAGAAGAAAUGAGCGAAGAAACUAAGGAAGCCUUCCAAAACAUGAAGUUCUACAAAUUCUACCCUCAGCCUUCACCAGACGUUCCUAGAUUCCAGACGUCGUCGCUCAUUAACCGAUACUACGGGAAUGCUCAUCAAGUCCUUUGAUAUGAAACCUUCAAGAACCAAGAAACAAAUGCCUACCUAUGUAGUUAAAAAUCCAGUUUGUACUUUUAUCUUUUAUCUUUUGUUUUUUUUUGUUUGUUUUAAAAGCCUUUAAAUUUGUCUUCAAAAGAAUAUGAAAUUGUCAUUACUUUGCGUUU